Dermacentor andersoni is the source of this 1333-nucleotide messenger RNA. The record is from RefSeq and is a predicted model, not a curated record. NCBI's taxonomy places the organism in Eukaryota, Metazoa, Arthropoda, Arachnida, Ixodida, Ixodidae.
GUGUAAGAAUGAACGCUCUGUUCCGUAGAAACUUUCAAUACUCGCGUAUCUUGCAAUCACCAAAUUGACGACUUUUUUUCUACUAGUGGGAAAUUUUUCGUUACAAGUGGCUUUCACAAAAAAGGAGCGAUGGCCUUGCGAGAGUUGUCAUUCGGCCUCAGUCGCGGACCCAAGCCUCUACUCCUGCCACCUUUGAUGCAAGCAAGCACGCAGAAUGGACUUCAUAUAAGGUUUGCGCCUCAUGGCUCUGAUGCCAAGGACAUUAAAUUCAAACUUCCCAGAGGUCUUACCAAAAAGAUGACACUUUUAAUGCUCUUUGGCCGCGAACCGCAGGCCAAUAGACCGAUGAAAGCUGAACUGAUGACUACCAACCGCGCAGGCCUCUCGAUUGGGGUGGAAGUGUUCCACAAUGGAGAAGCCGCUGUCCGCUACCGUGGACUCAACGGAGUAGCGCAGAGGACAAAGCGAGUAGACGUCGACAAGGAUGGUGGUUUCUAUGUCAUUGUCAUUGACGUUGACGACAACACGGAGAUCCAGGUGAAGGUCAAUGGUGUGGAUCUCUUGCAAAGCAGAAUGCUGUACGACACGAAAGGGCUGGAUAUACUGUCCAUAUUUCUCAUAAAGUGGAAGAUGUACGAGCUGCACCUCAUAUCGGAGAGUGCACCUGUUUACCCGGAUAAAUUUACCCACUCUCACUACCCGAGGCUUGCGCUGGGUGCCUUCUUGGAGCUCAGUGGAACUGUUGCUGUCCUUGGCAAUCAAGAUAAGUGCCAGGAUUUUGGGGCGACUUCCCAACGUUCACGGCAUGAUAAAAGCGGCAGUGAGAGCAAACAAUUCGCUUUCUUUUUUUCACUUAACGCCGGUCGUAGGCGGUGGCAUGAUAGAAGGCGUUUGCAUGAGUCCGCAUUUUCUAAUAAAUUAUUUGUGAAACGACAUGUAUGUGGUCUAAUUUUAUUUCCGAAUCAAAGAGAGCUGCGCCGGGGCAAUUAUGUCUGUAAAUUUCGACAGCUAUCGGUUGUGGUUACUGAUGCGUUUCAGACGAGAACAGCUGCACGAAAUGUUAACGUAACAGACUCAUCAUGCGUUUUUGAGAGCUUGUCCGUGGCAGCAUGGGUCUGUAUAUGUAAAUACAAGACAAUAUAUUCUUUCAACGAUAUCAUAUUGAUCCAUCUUUGCAUCAGACGAUUCUGUCCGAGGUGUGCAAAUGGGGUCAGCGCCUUUGAUAGUCAGCCGUUCUGAACACCUUUGCCUGGCACACUUUCUCCUACUUUACUUAGCCACCAUUCAUUGUGGUCUAUUAUUGCGGUAAAUAUUCUUUGGAAGCUUCAGGCAC